This is a messenger RNA of Penaeus chinensis, 2527 nucleotides long. Its product is annotated as venom protease-like. Gene Ontology annotation, biological process: proteolysis. The record is from RefSeq and is a predicted model, not a curated record. Gene Ontology annotation, molecular function: serine-type endopeptidase activity. NCBI's taxonomy places the organism in Eukaryota, Metazoa, Arthropoda, Malacostraca, Decapoda, Penaeidae. The transcript is spliced from 5 exons. The coding region runs from base 208 to 1476 and encodes 422 amino acids.
UAUGUAUCCAUAUAAAAACAGAGUUGGUUAUAUACUGUAUAAGCAGCAGUACACUUAGUGUUGUGUUCUUCCAAUCCUUUCAUUGUGUUUUUCGUUUUCAAUGAAGGAAGAAAAUACUUCUACAGGAAGCAGACAGACAGUAAGAGUGCCCAUGGGAAGAAAUAUAUUUUGAGACGCUACCGUUGGGAACGUUACUGAAGAGGAACAAUGAAGACUUCGUUGCUGUUUGUUGCUCUCAUGGCCUCAUGUGCGACGCUUGGGAUGGCUAGGAUAAGUGAGUGCGCGCGCAAGGGAGGGAUCUGCAGGACAAAGUCUGGAAAUGGGUGCGUGGAACUAAGAAGAAAGUGUGCUGAUGGAGGUGUCUGCUGCAGGAAAGCCAAGCCGUCCAAACGGAGGCUGUGUCGACAGAGAAGCAGCUGCACCAAACAAGGAGGCAAGUGUAUACCGCGGGAGGCGACUUGCACGAAGCUAUCCAGCGAUGGCCUCUGCAAAGGGGGGAGUUGCAAAUGCUGUCUGGGGAAUAAUCCUUCUUGCGCCAUCACUCCGGGCUGCCAUCUCCGUGGAGGAUUCUGCUUCAAGAAUUCUGGAAAUGAUUUGUGCUCAGAUGGCACCGUACUAAAAAACGAGUGUCAAGGAGAAGACUGCGCCUGUUGCCUUCCAAAGACAGGUUCUUGUCACUGUGGACUGGUUACUAACGCCCGUAUCAUAGGGGGUCAAGAGAUAUCUCCUCACUACAAGUAUCCUUGGCUUAUUGGUAUGCUUAGACCUAACAAAUACGGUAACGAAUUUUUCUGUGGCGGAUCUAUCAUUAACAAGAACUAUGUUCUAACUGCUGCACACUGUUUACUUGGUGAUGACGAUCUGCCUUUACCAGCAAAGGAAUUUCAAGUGGGAAUUGCCAACCACAAUUUCAAUUCUGAGGAUGACGACAUACAGGGUGUCACUCAGGCAGUGGAUGUGAAAAGUUACAUCAUUCAUGAGGAUUACGUCCCUCAAGAUCUUAAUGAUAACAACAAAGACAUCGCUCUCCUGCUUUUGAAAAAGUCGCUGGAUCUAACAUCACACCCGCAAAUUCAACCAGUGUGUCUGCCUUCUGACCCGAACAGGAAGUAUGAGGGAGAGACUGGGACCGUGAUAGGUUGGGGAGACACAAAGAACGGGAAGGGGGCCUAUCCAGAUGCUGCCAGGGAGGUCAAUGUACCCAUCAGGGACUGUAAACUUAAGGAAAUAGCUGGUUCUCCAAUCACCCCACAAAUGAUGUGUGCAGGGAGGAAGAAGUCAAAGAACAAGAGCGCAAAGGGUGCUUGUUUUGGCGAUUCUGGCGGUCCUCUUUUCGUAAAUGAAGAUGGGAAAUACACCCAGGUGGGAAUUGUCUCCUUUGGGCGAAGUUGUUUCAAACAAACUGUGUAUGCUCGAGUAACUGAGUUUCUUACUUGGAUCAGUAAUAACACUCCUAAUGAGAUUUACUGCCAGUAGUGUUACAUGGUAAACGAACAGAGAGCAUACAUCUUCAGUGAUAUAUGAGAGAGGUACUAUGUUAAAAUAUAAUGCGUAUUUCAUAUGUCCAAAUGAUUUUGCACAAAUGAUUUGUAUUCUCAAAAAAAUUAUGCAAAGUGUACUUUGAAGCACAACAGAAUAACAAUAAAGAAAAAUAAAAAAACGAAGAAUAUAUUAAGACAGCAAAGGUAAAUGACUGAAUGUUAUUUAUACCACCAGUUUAUUAACUCUUCACAUGUGUCCUCAUGAAGCACAGAUUCCCAAGAACCUCACUUGAAAAAAGUUUCCAGACAAGCUCCAGACACUACCAAGCAAGUCACCGUGGCCAUCCACUAAGAUAAAUAUCAAAAUAGGCUUUUGACGUUUUGGCUUUUCAUUGAUAAACCCUGUAUUUCCAAACACGUCUCGAGUUGGGAGAAGGUUAACAUAAUAAUUUAGUUGGACAAAGAAGUUCAUAUGCAUCUACUUGGUAUUUUUAAAGCUCUCUCGUUGGCGAAAAAAAAAAUGAAAAAGGUCUAAAACUUUGUCAUUAUUUUUUCCCCCUGUCAGAGCCAAGUGGAAGUAGUGACUUUUUUUUUUUGCAGUGUAAUACUGAAGAAGAGACAGCAGCCCAAGGUUGUCCAUCGACUGUAGGAGUCUUCAGAGAUUAUGAGAAAUAUUAUUUAUUGUUGUAUUUGAAACAGGGUUCAAUUAACAUUCAGAUACAGCUGGUAUUUCGCUGAAAUUCUAUUAAUUCUAAUUCAGUAGCUACGGUAAUGGACACGUUAUGAUAUCAAUCUUAAUCUGUUCUAUAUCAUAUACCAAUAUCAUCUUUUGCACGAGUACAACUGAUACUAUACUUUUGUUUUUUAUUCAUGUUCUUUGUAUUUUGCUAUAUUUGUUGUUGUUAUAGUAAUUUAAUAUGUUACUAAAUUUGUUUUACUAUAAAACUAAAUGCACCGUGUUUUCAUUCCAUUAGUGAACAUGGAACAUUUAUUAUGUUUGUGCAUAAAUUUGUACUGUUUUAUUGCAAAACAUCCAUCUUAAAAGU